GGUCACGGGCCACAGGGAAACCACACUCAAUUUUGAGACUCUCGCAGAAACCGCCAAAACUUUCAAUCCUUGAACUCCUCAACACCACCGGAAAUUUCGAGCAGCAGCGAUGGCGCCUCUCUCGUACUCGAAGACCGCAAAGGUCCCAAGACGCCCCUUCGAGGCCGCUCGAUUGGACGGAGAAUUGAAGCUCGUCGGCGAGUAUGGCUUGAGAAACAAGCGUGAGGUCUGGCGUGUCCAGCUCACUCUUUCCAAGAUCCGACGUGCUGCCCGUCAGCUUCUUACUCUUGAUGAGAAGGACCCCAAGCGCCUCUUCGAAGGCAACGCCCUCAUUCGCCGUCUGGUCCGUGUCGGUGUCCUUGACGAGUCCCGCAUGAAGCUCGAUUACGUCCUUGCCCUCAAGGUCGAGGACUUCUUGGAGCGCCGCCUGCAGACCUGCGUUUACAAGCUCGGCCUCGCCAAGUCGAUCCACCACGCGCGUGUCCUCAUCCGUCAGCGCCACAUCCGCGUCGGCAAGCAGAUCGUCAACGUCCCUUCGUUCAUUGUCCGCCUCGACUCGCAGAAGCACAUUGACUUCGCCCUGACCUCGCCCUUCGGCGGUGGCCGCCCCGGUCGUGUCAGGAGGAAGAAGGCCAAGGCCGCUGAGAAGAACGACGAGGAUGGUGAGGAGGAGGAGGAUGAGUAAAUGCAUCAGCCAUCUCAUGAGCAGGGUUUGGAAGGCAUGGUUGGGGCUAGGAAAACUUAUCAUCUUUCAUCGUUGCUUCCUGGCGUUAGUUGAUAGGUGGAAAUCACAAUGAAUGCAUCGCAGAAAAGCACAUUGCCUGCCCUGAACUGAAGGUUAACUUCCUCCUGAUAUGUGGUAUUUUUUGAGUGACCCGAGGUGCAACACCGCUCCUCUACUGUAUCACCAAUCGUAGGCUUGCAAAUUAGACCCAGGUUGACAUAGACAUAGAACAACGAGAGAGUCAACGUGUUGCGAUUAUACAUACAGUCC
Molecule: messenger RNA, 994 nt
Organism: Phialemonium atrogriseum
Lineage: Eukaryota; Fungi; Ascomycota; Sordariomycetes; Cephalothecales; Cephalothecaceae
Exons: 3
Coding region: 110-685 (191 amino acids)
Biological process (GO): translation; ribosomal small subunit biogenesis
Cellular component (GO): cytosolic small ribosomal subunit
Molecular function (GO): structural constituent of ribosome; rRNA binding
Source: RefSeq, a predicted model, not a curated record